AUGCCGGUGAAUAAAAAGAAGAGAAAGGCGCAAAAUCUUGGUAUACAUGCUCAGAAACAAGCCAAACGCCAGCGUGUGUUACUAGUGCUAGACAGCGAUGAUGAAAGUUCAUCCAAUGAGAACCACUUCCCUCACGAGUCCUCCGCCACCAUUAUUACUUCCGAGUCAGAGGAGUCGGAAGACGAGCCAAGUUAUGAAUGGCCCGACACUGAUGAGGUGCUCGAAGUUCAAGAAGAGAGCGACAUUCCCCAUCCAAAAAGCACCCAAUCCCUUCUUGAAUGGCUCGAGCUCUGUGACUUAGCACUGCCAGAGUCAGGAAGAGUGCUCCAUUCAGACUCUCGACAACACCCUACAAUCCAUGUCAGCGCAGGACCAAAACGGAGAGGACCAUAUUACAAAACCCAGAUUGGAAAACAACCUUCAAAGCGAAGAGAACAGUCACUUGCGAAGGCUGAAAGGGAACGCGAGCAACGAGAAGAUAAUGAUGACAAGAGAACCAAGGUGAAACAGUCGACACUCUUCCAGAGUUUUGCCAAGUCCACACAUUCCAAGCCACGGGUUAUCGAGCUGAGUAGCGACUCAGAAGCUGGCAGUGACGGUGACUUGGACAAGGACAGUCAGCCGGUGGUGAAUGUGGAACAAAUCAGGGAUGAGGAAAUGGACAAGCCGAUAGAGGAUGAAUAUUGGUGCGAGGAUGUGAUGAUUUUGGAUGGGAACGAGCUUGAAGAAGAACAUGUGGAGGGACUCGGAAGCCAGUCGGUGUUUGGAGAGAGAGGCCUGUCGUGUCCCAUCCCAUCUGCCACAUUCGACAACGAAGCUGAUGCAACGCCCAUCACAACUCCAGUGAAAGUUGGAGAAGCCGAGGAGAAAUCAGAUGGGGAAGGGAAUCCAAGAGAGACGAGGCGGAAGGUGACGGUGGAGGAAAUUGAGGACGACUAUGAGGGUGGUGCAGAGAUCACGACUGAACCUGCUCAAUUAUCAGCACAAGAGCGAGCGGAAGAAGGACUAGAUGACGAACCUUGGGACCCAUCGCAGGAGGUGCACCCUCACGCUCUUUACCCGCCUGCGACACCUGCUGAAGUUCUUGCAACCUCACCGCAACAGCCACCUUCGCCGCCUCAGCACUCAGAACCACUUGCAUACCCGCACUCCCAGCACGGCUUUACCAUGCCAAACCGCACCAAGCCGCGUCAAGUUCCUGCCCAGAUUCCAUCGAAUAAUGCUGUCGUUGAUGCGAUUCAAAAUCUCGAAGAUCUUUUGCGGCGCGACGGCGAAAUGGCACUGGACGGAUUCGUGCAAAACUCGAUCUUGUCAUCCAGGCUCGUUUGGAGGCGGUGCAACUCAGAGCUGAUUGCACGAGCGGGGGGGAAGAUGGGGGCGCAAACGUGGUUGGGAAGGAAACUGAGGGAGUGGUCAAUCGCGUUCUGCAAAGAUAAAAAGAACAUACCUUCACACAAAUAUGGUCGCUUCAGUGCCUCGAUGCUUUCGGAUGAAGACAUUGCAGCCGACAUCCAUCUCCACCUCCAAUCCCUUGAGUUCCAAGCUCGUUUGCGUGUCAAACGUGACAUAUCCGUUCGUACAGCACAGAAUUGGAUGCACAAAAUGGGUUAUCGAUGGAGGAAGGAGCCGAAAGGAAUGUAUUCAGAUGGACAUGAGCGAGCUGACGUUGUGGACUACCGCCAGAAUGUCUUCUUGCCGAAGUGGAGGGAAAUCGAGGCUCGCUCACGUUGGUGGACACCUGACGCAACAUUCGAUACAGUCGAUUUCGAAUGUCGACAGAGGCUGUUCUUGAGUAAGGAAGUCGAUGUCCGUCCGAACACCACAUGGAGGCAAGACGAGUCCACCUUCUAUGCUAAUGACCGGCGAACAUUGCGUUGGGUCCAUGAGUCGGAGACAGCAACGUUGAAGGCAAAGGGAGAGGGAGCGAGUGAUAUGAUCGGCGACUUUGUGUCACCAGAGUAUGGCUGGCUGCGAUCAAAGAAACUAAAUGCCGCAGGGUUUGUUGGCCAUGAACUUGCUGUUGAAUUGAACUGA
Mycena indigotica is the source of this 2034-nucleotide messenger RNA. RefSeq lists its product as uncharacterized. The transcript is spliced from 4 exons. Lineage: Eukaryota; Fungi; Basidiomycota; Agaricomycetes; Agaricales; Mycenaceae. The record is from RefSeq and is a predicted model, not a curated record. Bases 1 to 2034 code for a protein of 677 amino acids.